AUGCCAGACCAACAAUGCCCCCCCUCCAAAAACGCCUACGUAACCCUCCUCACCCGCCCCAGCUACCUCGCCGGCGCACUCCUCCUCGCAUACACCCUAACUACGCACUCACCCACAACCCCGCUCAUAAUAACCUACACGCCGUCCACGCUCCCCGCCCCCAGCAUCGCCGCACUCCAGCGCGAAGCCGCCCACUCAAACAUAAUCCCGCACCCUGUUGAACACCUGCGUCUGCCGGAGUCGCAGACGGCGCACGGCAUGGUAGCUGAGCGCUUCAUUGACACAUGGACGAAGCUGCGCGUGUUUGACCUAUGGGAGUUGGAGGUGGAAAACGGGGGCAGGUUUGAACGGUUAUGCUGGUUAGACGCCGAUAUGAUGAUUUUCUCCGACCCGAGUUCGCUUGUUUUUGGGGAAGGGCAGGAUGCGUUUUUGAAGGGUGGGGACGGGAAUAGGGUCAUGGCUGUGCAUACUUGUGUGUGUAAUCUUGAUAGGGAUUCUUGGGCCCCGGAGGAGUGGAAUCAGAAAAAUUGCGGUAUGAGUCGUCUUACGUCGUCGGAUCAAGUGGCAGAGGUGGGGGAAGAGGGGGAGUGCUACACGCUUCGCAAUUUCAACAGCGGGACGUUUUGUUGGCGGCCGAGCAAGCAAAUAGCACAGUUUGUAAAAGACAAGUUCGAACAGCUAGGCCCAGAUGCGUUGAGAGCAAUGAAAUUCCCCGACCAGGAUUUCCUCAACGAGGCGUUUGAGGGACGCUGGGCAGCGCUGAGUUGGAAGACGAAUGCGUUGAAGACGUGGCAAUAUUGGCAUACAAACUUCUGGGUCGACAAUGAGGUCGCCGUCUUGCAUUAUAUCGUCGAUAAACCAUGGGCGGCGCGCGUGGAUGAACAGGGCAAAGCGGGAUAUCUAGGUAAAGACGGGGAGACGCAUAAGUGGUGGUGGGCGCAGUUUGCCAGAUGGCGGGAGGAGCGUAAGGGACAGGGCGAGCAUGAGUUAUUGGAGACGAUGGGCUUGUAUGUGGCGGGUGAGGGGAGUGAGGUUAGUGAGGAGAUGCGGGCGAUUGGUGGUGGGGCGCAGGAUUUUGCAAAGAAGUGGGAGGAUAAGGGGGAGAAGGAGGGGGAGUAG
Molecule: messenger RNA, 1119 nt
Organism: Pyrenophora tritici-repentis Pt-1C-BFP
Lineage: Eukaryota; Fungi; Ascomycota; Dothideomycetes; Pleosporales; Pleosporaceae
Product: RfaJ, Lipopolysaccharide biosynthesis protein, LPS:glycosyltransferase
Molecular function (GO): glycosyltransferase activity
Source: RefSeq, a predicted model, not a curated record